This is a messenger RNA of Mesorhabditis spiculigera, 1203 nucleotides long. Lineage: Eukaryota; Metazoa; Nematoda; Chromadorea; Rhabditida; Rhabditidae. The record is from the annotation of a GenBank genome assembly.
AUGAAAGCUUGUGAAAAUUUGGACGCAAAAUACGCGGUACCUGCUAAUGAUACCAGCAUCAUUAUUCGAGCGGACCAGGCCCCGUCGCAUCUACUCAAAAAUGAACGAUUCGGAAUAUCGAAAAUUAACGUUGACGGUCAAUGGCACGAAUAUAAAAAGGUUGUGCUGCAACGUCGCGAAUUUUGGGUCAGAACCAUUCCGGGGCCCGUCGAAGUGGUCUGCCUUGGAAUUACAGAAAAACAUCAAAUCUGCACGAGCUGGGGUGAGAUCACCGAUAUGGAUGAAACCAAUCAACGUCGUCUUCGGAGCGAUGGGAAAUGUCCGCCAUGUCCCGCAGGCAAUGCACAAGCAAAGCCCAAAGUAGAAGACAGGGAUAUCCCGGCCACGGAAUGUGGCGAUGGUUGGGAAAAGGUCUUUGCAACCAACAGUUGCCACAAGUUGCUCGACGGCCAAGCUUUCUGGAAAGCGGAAAAGGAGUGCGUCAAUUUGGGAGGGCAUCUGACUUCGAUAAAGAGUUCGGAUGAGCAGUUGGUGAUGCUAGGCAAACAGAAGAGGUGGAGCCCUGGAAAUGCGAUCUGGAUUGGCGGCUAUAAUAUGCAAAUUAACGGCCGCGUGGAUUUCUGGUGGCUGGAUUCGCCGGGGCAAAAUAUGACCUACACGAACUACGGGCCCGCGGAGCCUGCGGCCGAUUUGUUUUGCCUGCUUUUCGGGCCAGGUGGUAACUGGAGUUCAGCUUUGUGCAGCGAAGUGCACCAGGCUUUUUGCCAGCGUCCGUUGGGCCCGCCCAAGGUUCUCGACGAUCCAAAGUGCGAAGACGGAUGGAUUCCUUGCAAAGAAACACAGCGUUGCUACAAGGCCGACCGAGCAACAAUGGAUUUUGUCUCGGCGCGUGAGAGUUGUCUGCAACAAGACGCUGACCUGACGACAGUCCAUUCUUAUUGGGAAAAUGAGGUGAUUAUCGAAGCUGCAGCCGCUGCGGGUGCGGAUAAAGCAUGGAUGGGGAGCAGGAAGGAAAAUCACAAAUGGGGCUGGGUCAACGGCGAGCCCUAUGACUUUGAAGUGAACCAUGGACUUGACCCAGUACGAUUCAAUGGAGCAUGUCUAAUUGUUUUCGGCGCCGUUGACGUCAACUCCACCGCCUGGCUGCAUCGCAACGACGACGUGGACUGCACCAAUCAGCUGAAGCACCUCCAAGAGCAUUCA